Nelumbo nucifera (sacred lotus) is the source of this 1056-nucleotide messenger RNA. Its product is annotated as keratin-associated protein (DUF1218). NCBI's taxonomy places the organism in Eukaryota, Viridiplantae, Streptophyta, Magnoliopsida, Proteales, Nelumbonaceae. The record is from RefSeq and is a predicted model, not a curated record.
AAACCCUAAAAUAAAGAUUCCUCCAUUCUUCGUCGGUCUUCUCCAUAAAUAUCGCUCCGCUCGCAAGUCUACCAUUCAGUCUUGAUCACUGUGAGGUGUGAGCCAAAGCCAUUGUGUAUUCAGAUUCCUUCGUAUCUAUCUCCUCACGGGUAAGACUCAAGAGUCAAGAAUUGUUCUGUGCCGAGAUUUUGAAUUCUGUGCACUUUUCGCUGGAGAAUGGCAAUUCGGACUGCACAUGUUUCUCUUACUGUGGCGGCCCUUGGCGUGCUCUCCUUCAUACUUGGAAUAAUUGCAGAGAAUAAAAAGCCUGCAUCUGGAAUUGCAAUCCCGGGGAAAGAUGUUGUUAUUUGCAAAUAUCCAUCUGACCCAACUGUGGCCUUGGGAAGCUUAUCUGUUGUUGCUCUCUUUCUAUGCACUUGUCUUGGAUUAGUCUCUGUGUUUUACCCCUACAAAGGGAAAUCUGUUCCAACGGAGGCUUUGUUUCGAAGCUCUUCCUUGGUUGUCUUCUUUACAAUUGCAAUUGGAGUGUCUGUUUUAGCAGAAGGGAUGAUGAUGUGGGCUUCAAUCACUGAAGGCCUUCACCUUGCCCGGAACGUGCAUCACAACCUAGAGACAGGUUGCCCCACAGCCAAAACUGGUCUUUUUGGUGGUGCUGCUUUUCUGGCCCUUGAUGCUUCCCUCUUCUGGUUGAUUUGCCAAAUGCUGACACUGAAUGCCAGAGCUGAUUACCUUGAAGAAGAAGAUCCUAAAGGUGAAUAUGGUCAGGUCCUUGCAACUGACUACAAUGCAAAUGGAAGGGCAGCGGUGUGAAGAAUCUAGAUAGAAAAACAAAAUAUGAAUAGAAAGAAGACUUGCAAUGCUAUUACUCUACUUAAGUAUAGUUUUACUUGGGCUCAAUUAUUGCAUUUUUUAUUUAUUUAUCAUGAACAUAUUUGCAUCAUUCUGCAUCUUAUGGAUUCAUCACUUAGUUGACCUGUAAAUAUUGUUUAUUGCAAUUGUUCUCUUACACUUGGUAUUGAACUUGUGUUUGGAAUUAUACUUUAUCUACCUUGUAUC